Alexandromys fortis (reed vole) is the source of this 3968-nucleotide messenger RNA. It is a transcript of the gene Sdr42e1, whose product is annotated as short chain dehydrogenase/reductase family 42E, member 1. The record is from RefSeq and is a predicted model, not a curated record. Lineage: Eukaryota; Metazoa; Chordata; Mammalia; Rodentia; Cricetidae. The coding region runs from base 1373 to 2617 and encodes 414 amino acids. Gene Ontology annotation, biological process: steroid biosynthetic process. Gene Ontology annotation, molecular function: 3-beta-hydroxy-Delta5-steroid dehydrogenase (NAD+) activity. The transcript has 3 exons.
GGGUGCCCCUUGUGGCUCCAGGCCUCAGAAGAUUUUCUCAACCUGGAGGGCAAGCUUUAUUUCUGGGGUUGUUUGUCUUGCUAAAUUAGGAAUUUCAUUAACCUUUCUCUUUCGGUCCUCCCAUAGGUCAGUUCAGCAGAUCCUUGCUUCAGAGCUCUCUGAAACUCGCAGAAAGAUAAUGAGGGUAGCAUCAAUAGGCCUGGCAAAUUUCCGAGGCACUCAUGACUGGACAUUCCUGACCCCUGGGCUUCUGACUGAAUUGGAAUGUGUGGUUAUAAAAGCAAAGAACAGUUCCAGAUAUUUCUGUCACAAGUUUUUAAUUGGACUCUUAGAGGCCUUAUCCAUGUUUGGGAUUCCUCACAGUGGUUUUCUGUGGGGAUAUUUAAAACUGUUCAAACUCUGUGAUCGGGCGUCUUGUUAGUAGUCAUUUUGUGUGUAUGUGUGUGUGUGUGUGUGUGUGUGUGUGAGAGAGAGAGAGAGAGAGAGAGAGAGAGAGAGAGAGAGAGAGAGAGAGAUGCCUACUUGUCUGUCUACUUGCCUGCCUGCCAUCUGUCUGUCUGGAGACCCUUGGAUGUCAUCCUUCAGGUACCAUUCACACUGACGUUUAAGGCAGACUCUCUUGCCAGGAUCUAGAGCUCUUCGGUUAGGCUAGGCAGGCUGACUCCAAGAUCUGCUUCAGUCCACCUCCCAGCCCUGGCAUCUCAAUGCUAUGAUGCUGAGCCAACUGGCCACAGUGUUACACUCCUACGGCAGCUAUGAGCCCGAAUACAGCUCUCCUGAGAGCGUUCUUUGGAUGUUAGCAGGUCUAUGUUCCCAUUGUAAGUGCCACAGUGCCAGGGCCCGAUGUCCAUGAGCCUGGCAUCUGUCUCGUUCUGAACUCAGCAUGUUUUAGGAAGUUAAAAGAAGCAUUUAACAGCACGGACAACAAUAGCUACUCGACACCUCGGAGCCUUGCUCAUUUGAGUCUGUCACAGUUUUGCUAAACUGGUUGUUUUGUGUUGUUAAGAAUCAUCCAGAAGUUGAGUGAAUAUUUAUUGGGAAUCUGCCCAUUUCUGGGUUCUGUGAAGGAAUACCCCAGUGGAAAGGAAGGACCUGAUUCUCUUAGCAUUUGCAUCCUAGGAGGACUGGGACAGUUUAAAGGCACACAGUUAUCUGCCAUGAAAAAGGUGCCGUCCAGAGCAACUGUAGGGCAAGGGGAGCCGAGACGAGUGAGCAGAAGCCUCUCUGAGGAAGGUCUUACUGCUGAGGAAGCUACACCCGGCCGGGACCUGCAAGAGCCAUGCGUCACACUGCACUGAGAACAGGGCGCACCUGAGAGCCUGGCACGUUGCCGGGAAGAAGAGACGAUCCACGUGACUCAAGUGCAAGGUCUAUGGGAGAAGAGUGGGCCGUUGAGACAGGUGAUGGAGGUCCCAUUGUCCCUUUGCCGUCUGGUAUGGACUCCCUAAGGUACCCAGAGGAAACUGUACUCAUAACGGGAGGAAGUGGAUAUUUUGGCUUCCGCCUCGGCUGUGCUCUGAACCAGAGAGGACUCCGUGUGGUUCUGUUUGACAUCAGCCAACCUGCCCAGAACCUUCCAGAGGGGAUCACGUUCGUCCGUGGAGACAUCCGCUGCCUCUCAGACGUGGAGACAGCCUUCCAGGACAAUGAGAUUGCGUGUGUGUUUCACGUCGCCUCUUAUGGGAUGUCUGGGAGGGAGCAACUGAACAAUACCCUAAUUGAAGAGGUCAAUGUGGGAGGUACCAACAACAUCCUCCAGGCCUGUCUAGAGAGAGGAGUGCCCAGGUUAGUUUACACAAGCACGUUCAAUGUCAUCUUCGGAGGUCAAGUCAUCAGAAACGGGGAUGAAUCUCUGCCCUACCUGCCUCUUCACCGGCACCCAGAUCACUAUUCCCGAACCAAAUCCAUUGCAGAGAAGAAGGUGCUGGAAGCCAAUGGCUCGGCCUUCAAGCAAGGCAAUGGUGUCCUCAGAACCUGUGCACUAAGGUCAGCCGGCAUCUAUGGGACGGGAGAGCAAAGACACCUUCCCAGGAUAGUGAGUUACAUCGAGAGGGGCCUGUUCAGAUUUGUGUACGGGGAUCCCGAUAGUCUGGCUGAGUUUGUUCAUGUGGAUAACCUGGUGCAAGCUCACAUCCUGGCCUCCGAGGCUCUGAGAGCUGAUAAGGGCCAUGUUGCCUCUGGGCAGCCCUACUUCAUCUCAGACGGUAGACCUGUGAAUAGCUUUGAAUUUUUUCGGCCCCUGGUUGAGGGCCUAGGCUACACAUUCCCAUCCACCCGCCUGCCCCUCACCCUCAUCUACGGCCUUGCUUUCCUAAUAGAGAUAGCCUACUUCAUUCUGGGCAGGUUCUACAACUUCCAGCCCUUCCUCACCCGAACGGAGGUUUAUAAAACGGGUGUCACGCAUUACUUCAGCUUAGAGAAAGCCAAGAAAGAGCUAGGCUAUGAGCCUCAGGUGUUUGACCUGCAGGAGGUGGUAGAGUGGUUUAAAGACCACGGCCACGGUAGAAGGUCUGGAGGUCAAGACUCAGAGUUUAUUCUGUGGGACGGAAUUCUGGUCCUACUCUUGGCGCUAUCUCUUCUGACCUGGCUCCCUCCUUCCACGGUUCUGUCAGUGUGAAGAGAAACUACACGCAGGAGGUGAGCCUACUCUCUGGGGUGGUUUUCAAGGAUGCAGGCUUUUAAAGAUGUUUCGCAUUAUUUGCUACCACUCCUGGGUCUUCAAAUUACUCCUUAACAAUGAAUCUUUAAACCCCAUGGCCAGGGAUAGGCUACCUCCUUAUGAACUAUUGGUCAGAGAUGCCCCUAAUGUUUCCAAAACAAUGUUGGCUGUUGCCAGUGCUCCUGGAUGACCUCAAGAACUAGAUGGUAAGGCCCUAUUGCAGAAGGCACCAUACUCCUUAAUUGCAGCACAAGCUGGAACUGCUUGCUAAAUCUCAUGGUGCCAGAAGGUUCUGUGCAGACUGCUGGAGGAGAACAGUAGCUCGGCUAUAGACCGUGCCUAUUGCAAUACCAAUGACAGGCAGGGUGUAACCUUUGGUGCAAUAGUGGCAUUCCAUUAGGGGACUAACCAACUACUUCCUAAUUGGAUUAGAGACCUGCUCCAUGGGAGGGGGGUUGCUCCUGGUGCUGUAAACCCUGUCCAGAAACUCAUAAAAAGGUCAUAGCCAAGUGGGGCCCACUACUGUUAUUCUGCUAGGUAGAGAAGUUGUGCCCAUAAAACUGAUUUCUAUAGGUUUAGGUUUAUACCCAUAGGUUAGGGCUGCUCUUAGCUGGGAUCAGAGAAGUUUCUCUCUGUAGUGAUCAGCAGUUCAUACCCGGUCAAAGUGCCUAGGAGAGGUGAGUGUUGAAUGCUCAUCCACAGACAGGACAUCUGUAUCACCCCCUCUAAGUCUCAGGGGACUCAGUCACGAGAGCAGUGGAAAGAAUACAAAGUCUGGAAGAAGGGGAGGAGCCUUGGAGUCUGUCUUCCGAGAGUGACAUGACCUCUGUCCUCAGAACUAACGGUAGCUAUGACUGCCUUUUCUAGACUGCACAAGACAGGGCAUGUCACCAUUUUUCCAUGGGAGGGAGAAGAACUGAGUGCCACUGGCGGUUUCUGAGGAGAGAGAGAGACUUUCUCUAGUGGUAUAGUCGUGGCUAAGUUGCUCUGUGCUCCUGUGAGCAGUCCUAAUAAAACUCAUUGGGACACAUACACACAGAGACAGAGAGAGACGAAGACAGAGAGAAACAGACACAGAAAGAGACAGAGACACACAGACAGACAGACAGACAGACAGACAGACAGACAGAGACAGAGAGAGAUGGUUUAGAAUGGAAUCUAGGAAGGAAGAGGGAAGAAAUCAAUGGGAGUGGGACCAAAGAGGGUAUGGGGAGGGGUGAAGAUGAUCAAGCUACACUUUAUAAAUGUGAGACUGUCCUAAUGAAACUGUCAUAUAUAAUACAUGCUAAUAAAAAAGGGAAAAGGUGGA